This is a messenger RNA of Rhinocladiella mackenziei CBS 650.93, 297 nucleotides long. RefSeq lists its product as uncharacterized. The coding region runs from base 1 to 297 and encodes 98 amino acids. NCBI's taxonomy places the organism in Eukaryota, Fungi, Ascomycota, Eurotiomycetes, Chaetothyriales, Herpotrichiellaceae. The transcript has 2 exons. Gene Ontology annotation, biological process: mRNA splicing, via spliceosome. Gene Ontology annotation, cellular component: U6 snRNP; precatalytic spliceosome; U4/U6 x U5 tri-snRNP complex. Gene Ontology annotation, molecular function: RNA binding. The record is from RefSeq and is a predicted model, not a curated record.
AUGUCUCUACAGUCCUACAUUAACCAAAAAGUCCUCGUCAUAACAGUCGAUGGGCGUACCUUAAUUGGCACCCUCCUCUCCUGCGAUCAGGUCACCAACAUCGUUUUGAACGACACGGUUGAACGAAUUAUUCGUCCUGCAGAUGACCCUGAACCAAGCUCUCAAGUCAGCCAUGGUUUAUAUCUGGUCCGAGGCGAUAACAUCACAAUUGUCGGACGGGUGGAUGAAGAGCUGGAUAACAGUAUUGACUGGGACCAAGUGAGAGGAGAGGUUAUCGGGACGACGAAACACGUGUGA